Cadophora gregata is the source of this 3495-nucleotide messenger RNA. RefSeq lists its product as uncharacterized. The transcript is spliced from 4 exons. Bases 1317 to 3197 code for a protein of 626 amino acids. The record is from RefSeq and is a predicted model, not a curated record. NCBI's taxonomy places the organism in Eukaryota, Fungi, Ascomycota, Leotiomycetes, Helotiales, Ploettnerulaceae.
CUUGAUAUUCACAUAACAUCAUUAGACAGCAUGGAAAUUUUACGGGAUAUUUCUUUCCUAAAGAAGGAAUUUUAUCGUUUAGUGAGCAACUAUUGUUUCUUUCUGCACACGACCUGCAAGGUAAAGCGUUUAUAGCUUGUUAGGUAGGUGACCAUAGUCGAAAAGCGCGGCAGGCGCUGAAUGCUUCUUGGGCUCAGUAGAUGGUUUAUUCGCACCUCUUUAUAUGCUCGUUACUCGCCCCUUUGGACUUUUUGUUCAAUUGCUGGUAAUGGCUUGUUCAUGUUCUUCACGUUAUGUUUGGGUACGAGGCGUGCCUGCCUUUGUUUCCUCUUCCAAUCCAUGCCCCACUCUCAUCUUGAUGUAUAAACAUAAUUGAGAAGAGCGGCAUGGAUCAAAAUAUCGUCGUCGAGCUAGUCUGUGUAUCUUAUGCAUGGUGGGACAGAAGCGUUGAGAUGCUAAGUCAUGUCGCGAAGACUCUGGACAUGAGGCUGAUAUAUGAAGCUAUCACGUACCGGCAAUAGGUCAUCAAGGGCUUUCUGACAAAUUCAAAUGCCCGAUCAAGCAUCGUGAGCAGUAUGAGAACCAAGUAUUGAAGCAGAAUUGAGAUAGCCCAGAUGACGGGAUGAUUCGACUAGACGGACAGUGCUUCGAGUCAUAUUUACUUUCAGCAUUUUCAUACGAUUCACAAUUGACAAACACUUCAUCCUUUCACCACAAUUCACUUUCAAAUACUUUUCAGCCUCCCGUUUUGGUUGAUUCCAUAAGUACCUUUCCUUCCUCGUCCAUCCCAGUGGGUCCGCCUCCUACCAACACUUCAAGAACACCACACAUCCGCAACUCCUUGUUUCCACGUCGUUCUUGGUUACUAUCGUUUCUAGUAUCUAAGCGGAAGCGAGCGCAUUCUUUACAUCGCUUGCCCAUAUUGCAGCUCUCUACAGCGCUGAUCCAAUUGGCAAACACCACAUUCAGCAUGAAGCUUCCGGGGAACACGCUCUGGCUGGCAGGAUGUGUAGGCACGGCCGUCGGAUUUACCGGUCCACAGGAGGAUGCAUCGAUGACUCGACCCCAUCACUCAUCACUCAUAUAUGCAUCAAGUCGCGCCCUCGCUCAGCCACAACUCCUGGCAUCCCCUCAUAUGUACGCUUCCAGUCAUACCUUGGCACAAAGACAAGCCACUGUCAGUCCAGCUCUGGCUACAAGUGUCUCUCUUGUUAGCAGCGUUGUCAGUAAAUCGACAGCUGUUGCUCCAACAAAUAUCGUCACUGCCUUAACACCAAGCAAAGACUUGGUUUCCAUUUCCAGCAUUCCCGCCCCUGAUGUUGUCCAAGUUGAGGCUAUCACAACGGUUACUUCCUUCCUUGGAGCCCAGUACGAGAUCAACCGGAUUUGCCAGUGUAGCCUCGACAUCAACUGUGGAAGAAAUCGUGACUGUUACUUCCGUGCUUCCCUCGGUCACUUUCCCAGAUCCGCAGUCCCAAGUACAAGGCCCAACCUCAGGACCCUCAAUUUCCUUUGUGCCAGUCCCGAGCACGACGGCAAAAUCUGCUCCAACAACCGCAACGAGACCAAAGACCGUCCUGUCAGCUGCAGCAUAUAAAUAUCUAGGCUGCUAUGCGGAAGGCCUCAAUGUUCGUGCUCUAGGCGAUGCUUCUUUCCCUGAUGAUGGGAAUACGAUCGAGAGAUGCGUUACAGCAUGUUACCCAUACAAAUACGCCGGAGCCGAGUAUGGUCGCGAGUGCUGGUGCGGUAAUGAGCUGAAGGGCGCCUCGAAAGUCAGCGAAUACGAUUUCUGCAAUAUGCCUUGUGCCGGGAAUGGAGAACAAUACUGUGGCGGUAUCGUGGCGUUGAAUGUCUACGUUGUAGGAGAUGCUCCCUCUGCCUCCUUCAUUCCUGUGACUGUGUCUGGAACGGCAAUCAUGUCCAGAAAGCCGUCUUCGGUCACUGCGACAUCAAGCUCUUCUCAAGUCUCCAUUUCAAAAUCCCCGCAAAGCCAAGCUAUCGUCUCGUCGACUUCCUCAAGCGCAGCUGCUUCUACACGAUCGGCAAGUACAUCGAGCAAAAUCAAUUCCUCCAAGGCCAGCUCUGACUCUCAAUCCUUGACAGCCUCUUCAAUUUCUCUCUCGGCUAUCGCGUCCAGUUCCUCGAGUAAGAUCACGAUUAUUCUCUCAUCGACAUUUGUGACAUCCACUCAAGCUGUCCCGAUUUCUGUCAUCGUCGAUAAUGGAAGCUCGAUGACGACUUCACCCUCAGUACGAACCCAAACUCCGUUGGUGUAUAUGUCCAGCAUUUCUUUCUCGAGCUCAACCACUACGCCCAGUUCCACUCCCCUGAUCAAACAGAGCCUCUCUACGUCUACAAGGCCAUCCGCCAAAGUUAUCACGACCAAAGACCCAGUCACCGCUCCAACUACACUCAAAGCGGCCUCAGCCAGUCAAGUCUCAUCGGCAAUCCCAGUGAUUACUACAAACACACAAGCCUUAACCAAACACCCUAUACCCACCGCCCUCCCGAUACUCAGCCUAAACACAUCUUCACCACCGACCACCUCAUCAAAAUUCAAACCAACCCCAGUACUCCCACCAACAGCCAGCAACACCCCAAUCACGAUCCUCCCACCUCCAGAUACUGGCAUCUGUAUACCAGCCUUUUGUCCCACAACCUUCACUCUCGAUCCCAGUGCAAUACCAACCGACGAUCCCAUCUCAAUUCCCGAGUCCUGGAGCGGCAUGUGGACAACCGCACCACCACCCCUAACUCUCGCCGAGACCCCAAUGUCAUCAAUCAUACUGCCCGCAUCUCCUCGGCCGGAACAGACAACUUCAGUUUCAAACCCAGGUCCAUCACCGGCAAGCAAGCCAGCAAUUUCACCUCCUCAGUCAGGAUGUCUUCCCGCCUAUUACACACCCGCACCAAUAAUCGCCACGUCUACAGUCUCUACGACAUCCAAUACAUUAGCCAAUUCGACGAGUACACCCCCUUCUUCCAGCCAAUGCACCCACGCAACAACAUCCACAGCCCACAUCUACAGAACCAGCAGCCAUCAACUACAUUCAAGCGUUGUCACUGUGACCAGCUUCCUGACUCCGAUUCCGACCAUGCGUGUGCCUUCUCCUGCGGCUUCGAUUGCACGAGGAAUGGACUUCAAGAUAUUUGCAUUGUUUGCUGGAUUAUGGGCGGUGUUGAUUUUCGUUGGUUAAGCGAGAACCGAGCAUUGUUCAACGAGCUUUGUUACUGAAUGAGUUACGUCAAUUUCGUAGAAUGAAUGGAGUGACGAUCCACGUAUCGAGGCUCUACUGUACAUUGGAUGGCUGCCCGGCUGGCAUAUUGCUUGAUAGUCUGUGAAGACAUCUGAAGCAGCGUCAAUCACUAGUGCGCGCACACGAAUUGGAUUGCUUACCAUGCCAUCCACAUCCUGAGUUCAUCAUUUUGCAGCACGAUGGGUAGAUAGAUAGACGCGAAGAUUUCAGAUAGACCAAGGCAGAGAAUAAAUUGCAA